CCAAUCCUACCCUAUCCCGACCGGUCCAGUCCCAUCCUCACCACCAAGAUUUCAAAGCUUAUAUUUAUUCUCUCUCUAGUUCUUGUGAUCUGCUCAAAAUCACAGUUCAAAAGAAGAAAUUCUAUCAAACAUCUUACAAAAUCAUCAUCUGUGUUCAUCAAAAUCUUCUCUUUCUCUCUCCGACCAAACUGAUCUGUUCAAAUCCUUCACAUAAAAAAAUGUCUUCUUUGGAACCAGCUUCAGAACGCGUCUGCUAUGUUCAGUGCAACUUUUGCAACACAAUCUUAGCAGUAAGUGUGCCAUGCAACAGCAUGUACGCUGUCGUGACUGUUCGAUGUGGGCAUUGCGCGAAUUUGUUGUCUGUUAAUAUGGGGGCUUUGUUUCACUCCCUUCCUCUCCAAGAUCUUCAGCAAAUUAAUGUUGAAUAUCAGAACAAGGAGAAUGGUUCUUCCUCUAAACCCGACAAAUUUGGAGCUUUCAAUCCGCCUUCUGACCAUAUUAAUCACCCCCCUUCAACCCCUCCUAUCCGUCCACCAGAGAAAAGACAACGAGCACCAUCAGCAUAUAACAGAUUUAUCAAGGAUGAAAUUCAAAGGAUUAAGGCAAGUAAUCCCGAUAUAAGUCAUCGCGAAGCUUUCAGUAGUGCCGCAAAAAAUUGGGCACAUUUUCCCAAUAUCCAUUUUGGUUUGAAGCUGGAUGGCAAAUAAAGGAAGUAAGAUGUGAUUUGGACCACCUUGAAAUUCAUGAUCCAAACACAUCUUCUUUUCUAUCUUAUUCAUAAUUGAUCAUGUAAUGGAUCAUCUCAAAAGAUGAAUUAUAUAUUAUUAUAUUGUUGGUGUGUGUAUUUCUUAUUAUUUUAUAUAACUAUGAGAGGAUUAUUAUAUAUCAUGUUUUCCUAAUUACAAUAAUAUAUAUAUAGCUAGCUUCUU
Messenger RNA from Impatiens glandulifera, 929 nucleotides. Its product is annotated as putative axial regulator YABBY 2. Gene Ontology annotation, cellular component: nucleus. Gene Ontology annotation, biological process: cell fate commitment; multicellular organism development. Lineage: Eukaryota; Viridiplantae; Streptophyta; Magnoliopsida; Ericales; Balsaminaceae. Bases 219 to 707 code for a protein of 162 amino acids. The transcript has 6 exons. The record is from RefSeq and is a predicted model, not a curated record.